Molecule: messenger RNA, 1425 nt
Organism: Dentiscutata heterogama
Lineage: Eukaryota; Fungi; Glomeromycota; Glomeromycetes; Diversisporales; Gigasporaceae
Source: the annotation of a GenBank genome assembly
AUGAAAAACGGAAAUCGUUUGGUGCCCUUAAUCAAGGAGAUAAUUGAGUUAGUAACGAAUGAAGUUGUGAAUAACCUAAAGACAGUACAAGUAAAAUAUCGGAGACCUCGGUUGUGUUAUAAUUGUCGAAAACCAGGUCAUCUUGCCAAGUCUUGUACGAAAGAAUGUCGAAUUGGUAAUGGUUGCGCUGAUGUGAGGUGGAUGGAUGCUGAAAUUAAUGGAGAAAGAAUUGAACAUGUGAAGGAGAAAGGUAAAAUCGGUGAUAGCAUAAGAGGAACAUUUGUGAAAAUAAAUGAAAAAGCAGCGAAAGCAUCGAUUAGAUUUAGCUCGAGCGUGAAUAAAAUGAGCAUGAAGUAUGCAAAGGGGAAAGGUCUUACUUGGAAAUGGUUAGAUAAGAAAAGAAUUCCUAGUAAUAAUACAAACAAUGAGUUUGUUGGAUACAUCCCUGAUGUUAAAGUAGAUGUAUGUGAUGUUAGUAUAUAUCAAACAUUUUAUGUUGUACGUACUUUGACCCCUAAUAUAGUCCUUGGAAUGCCGUGGAUCGCGAAAUCUAGCUGCAAUAUUCAAUGGAAAAAUGGACAGUGCCAUUAUGCGAUCGAAUCAGGCCUUAAAAAAGCAACAUUCAUAAUGAACGAUCAACUUGCAAAAGGUGAGAAGGUAGAUAAUGAAAAUAACGAUGGAAUGGAAAACGAUUUAGUAGAUGUUAGGUGUGUUCAAAGUGAAUUGAUGAAAAAUGAUGAUGGUAAAAAGAAGAAGAGGAUCGUUAGUGUGAUGAAUAAAAGGGUGACAAAUCAAACGAAAGGUUUGAAUUUCAAGAAUAUACCUAUAGACGAAUCCUGUGAUGAAGAAUCUUGCCGUGAUAAACAUCAUGUAUAUGAUUGUGAAUCGAUGAUGGAGACCGAAAAGGGUGAAAAAGACAUUACAGACAUGAGGAGUACGGUGAAUGAAUUGGAGAAGAACGGAACAAAGGGUGAAGAGACAGGAGUGAAAAAUGAUGAAGUAACGAUGUGUGGAAUAGAUGUUCAUAUGAAUAAUGAAAAAGAAGAGGACAUUAUUAAGAUAUUUGGGGACAAAGCGACACAAGAAAACGAAAUUUUACCUGACGUUGAAUCCAGAGGAUCUAGCUCAGAUGGUAGAGCUAAAACCGAUAAUAGAGUUGUGAAUGGUGAAGGCAAAACUCUGAAUAACGACUGCCGUAAUUCACUUAUGGAGCAAUGGGUGAAAAAGCGUAUGAUGUUUAUGAAUAAUCGGAUCAGGGAUCCUGCGUGGCUACGAAAUUCUGAACAUCGAUUGAUCAAGAUGUAUGGUAUUACAACAGUCAUGAAUCGAAAAGUAGAUUGGAAUCAUGCUGUGUCGUGUGAUGGUGAAAAGGUCGAAUUUCUCAAACGAUUGUAUUUGGACCAUAUAAUAGGGAAUGAUGGAUUG